Molecule: messenger RNA, 854 nt
Organism: Tachyglossus aculeatus (Australian echidna)
Lineage: Eukaryota; Metazoa; Chordata; Mammalia; Monotremata; Tachyglossidae
Gene: BACC1
Product: chromosome Y4 C17orf49 homolog
Exons: 6
Coding region: 58-648 (196 amino acids)
Cellular component (GO): MLL1 complex; NURF complex
Source: RefSeq, a predicted model, not a curated record
CGCUGCGGCUCGGCGGCUCCGGCGCCCGCGGUCGUGGCUGCGGGUGGCGUGGGGGCCAUGACGUCAGCGUCCACCAAGGUGCCCCCCGUCCCCCGGGUCGGGGAGAUCUUCUCCGCCGCCGGGGCCGCCUUCACGAAGCUCGGGGAGCUCACUAUGCAGCUGCACCCGGUGGCCGACUCCUCCCCCGCGGGUGCGAAGUGGACAGAGACAGAGAUCGAGAUGCUGAGAACCGCGGUGAAACGCUUCGGGGACGAUCUGAAUCACAUCAGCUGUGUCAUCAAGGACCGGACUGUAGCUCAGAUCAAGGCCACCGUGAAGCGGAAGGUCUAUGAGGACUCGGGCCUGCCCCUCCCGGCCGAGUCCCCCAAGAAAGGGCCCAAGAAGGGGGUGACCGGGGGGAGCCUGGCCGCCCCGCAGCCGGCCGCCAGCCACCCAGAGGGGGCCGUGCUGAAGAAGCAGAAGGCAGCAGACGUGACCCUCAGCGCACUGAAUGACUCGGACGCCAACAGCGACCUGGUGGACAUCGAGGGGUUGGGAGAAACCCCGCCGGCCAAGAAGCUCAAUUUCGAUCAGGACAGCCUGACCCUGGAAUCCGGCCUUCUCAUGACCUCCGUGGAUCGCCCCUCCGCACUCCCGCCGACUGGCUGACCUCUGACCCGAAGCCCAACCUCCAGCUUCUCCUCCGACCUCGGCAGACGGCUCAGACCGCGGCUGGGCUGCGGGGACCCCCGGGAAGGGGGUUGGGGUUGCCGCUCCGGGACACUAUGGCCGGGCACCCCCUCCCCCGUCGUCCCCCCCAACCGCCAGCCAGGCAUUUUUUUAUACGGACCAGAAUAAAUGUUUCUCUCAUCUCA